AUGAUUUGCCUCCAUCCACUUGGACAGAGGCAUUGGCAUGGUUUGCCUCCAUCCACUUGGACGGAGGCAUCUCAUGCCUCCGUCCAAGUAAUGGAGGCGGAGGCCAAGUGCUCGCAGAGUAAUUCACCCCUUUGUAGCACCAGGAGCAAUUCGAGCACCACGUUUGCAGAGAAUGCUUCAUGCAUCGAUGUCCCUUUGCGACAUUCCGAUGUUUGUGAACCUAUCACUAAUAAGGAAACAUUUGGGGAUUGGGAAUCAGAUAGAAUGGCAUUGAGUGGUCCGCCUUCUUCAGUGGGAAGAGAUUCUGAGGCCACAGAGAGGGAGAGGCUCAGGGUCGCGGAUAUCAUUAGAAAGCUGACGUCUAGUACUAAAGAUAAUAAUGAUAGGGAGCAUAUUGUUGGCUAUGAAUCGUCACCUCUUGUUAGAACGUCAUUGGAUCAAUCAGAACAGAGUUGUUUUUCCUCUGUUUUUUGUUCGCCACGCAUCAAGGGGCGUGGCGCAUUUAACAAUUUGCUUGUGCAAAUGGGGAGCGAGAGACACAAGGAGCUUGAACGACUUGAAGCACGUAAACCUGUUUCCAAGUUCUCACAGCGAGGCCGCAUUCAGGCUCUGCUCCGGGUUAGAUUUCUUCGCCGUGGACUUGAAGCCAGAGAGGGUGUUCAAAAUGGUGCAAUUGACUCAAAGAACUCUCACAAAGAGGUCGUAGAUAAUGCUGCAUCAGCAAAUAUGUUGAAUCAAUCAGCUAAACAAAAUCUGCAACAAGAAACAAUAGCAGAUCAUGUCCUAGAUGCGGAAACCUCUUCAACCUAUCAAGAAACAAAUGGCUCCAUAAUUUCACAUAAAGUAAUGGCAGAUUACAUCCUAGAUGAAGAAACCUCUUCAACAUCCAAAGAGCAUGAAGUUGAACUCAUUUCCCAUGGAGUUAACGAAAAUAUUCAACAAAGCAGUCUCCAAGCACGUCUUCGAACAUCUCCAUCAAGAAGCAAGUCCAUUAUCAGAUUUUAUGUGGCAAGGGACAGACUAUGA
Molecule: messenger RNA, 1026 nt
Organism: Fraxinus pennsylvanica
Lineage: Eukaryota; Viridiplantae; Streptophyta; Magnoliopsida; Lamiales; Oleaceae
Source: the annotation of a GenBank genome assembly